AUGGACGGUGACCAGGCCGAACUCGAGGAUUGCCGCCAGAGGCAGGACGACGAGAUCAUCGCCCUAGAGUCCAUCUUCGCCAAUGCCGACCACAGCGGGACAGACCAGAACGAUGGCCAUCCAGACCAGCCUAGCGUCAAGCUCUUCCAGAAAGAGCCUCAUCCUGUGCUCGACUUUUAUCUCCCGGUCACCCUCCCCGAGCCGACCCGUAUAGCCGUGCAUACGUAUGUCCAGCAUAGCGAAGCUUCACAAAUACCGCCAUCUUCUUCCACCAUCGAAGCAGAUGAGACGCCAAAAGCUCGCUCCAACACGCCCAAGGGCCGCAGCAACGGCCACCUCAGUGCCACAGCAAGCACCUUUCAACCGCGUCCUGACGUCACAGAUAAGCAAGACGAAGCAUCGCACAUGCUCGAACGUCUCACUCUAAAGCCGGAUAUUAUCAAAAGAUCGGCGCCACCGCAGCCCGUACUCCGUUCGUCACGCAUCCUUCCGCCCAUCACCCACCUCGCCCCCAUAACCAUGCGAGUCGAGCUUCCGCCUACCUACCCCUCCCACCAACCACCCAUCAUCAAGCACAUUGCCGCCCCAUGGCUUCCCGACGAUGCAAGCGAAAAACAGGCACGCGAGUGGAUUCUUGGCCAGCUAGACGAGCAGUACCACGAGUCCAGCGGCAUCGAAGUGCUCUACAUCUGGGCGACCUUUCUAGCCGAAAGUCUCUGGUCGCAGCUUCUUGAAGAUGCAUCCCCUUCCUCCGCACCAUUAUUCCUGCGAAGUCCUCCCAAUACCGCCGAAUCCGACACAGAGACCGACUCGGAUACAGUGAAAUUGCACUUUCGAGAGUUUCUUCCGACGCCAGAAGCUCCGUCAUGUCUCGCAUCACAGCUCGUGGCGCACUCGCGCCUCUGCACACGCACUGCCUUUGACGCCUCUUCCUUCGACUGCGCCAUCUGCCUCGAGACGCGCAAGGGCCGAGCGUGCACCCGGCUUUCAGGCUGCUCGCACGUCUUUUGCUCCGAGUGCCUCGCAGGCUACCUUACCAGCCUCGUCGACGACGGCUUUCACCGCCAGGCAAAACGCUGCCCAGAUCCCGAAUGCGUCGCGCUGUGGAGCCAGCGUGAAAAGCAGAAUCUUGUCGACCAGGAAGGAAACCUCAUCGUCAAACCGGCGUCCAAGCAGCAAAAGUCGAGUCUCACCAAGCCGAGCCACUCUCCGUCUUCCGCCGACACAACCGUCGUUGUGGGGCAGCUGACACGUUCCGAGCUUGCGGAUGUUCUUGGCGCAGCGCGUCUCCAGCGUCUGGACGAGCUCACGGUCAAGGCCAAGAUGGAGGCGGAUCCGUCCGUAUCCUACUGUCCGCGCUCCAACUGUCAAGCUGCGGUGGUGCGUUUGUCGUCGGACGAGAAUUCGGGUCACUGGGAACGCUUUCGCGAGUGUUUGUCGUGUGGCUUUGCAUUCUGUGCGUGGUGUUCGCGCUCAUGGCACGGUCCGACUUCGUGCCCCGUCUCGUUUCAGUCCGAACUCAUUCGGCGCUACCUUUCGCUGUCGCACUCGUCGCCCGACCGCGCGCGCAUGGAGCAAAAGUUCGGUCGCAAGACGCUCGAGACCAUGGUUCGCAAGUACGAAGAAGAGCAGCAGACGCAGCAGUGGCUCAGCAACUACACCACCCCGUGUCCGACAUGCGGGAUUGCGAUUGAAAAGUCGUACGGAUGCAACCAUAUGACGUGCAAGUCGUGUCAGACGCACUACUGCUAUCUGUGCGGCAAGGCGAUUUCAGCCCAGAAUCCGUACCAGCACUUCAAUACGCCCGGACGCGAGUGCUACCACCGCCUCUUUGACGGCUUACUCGGUGAUCAAGCUCCACAGGCACAAGAUGGAGUGCAGCAAGAGCAGGCUCAGGGGAACGAGCAAGGGGGAGGCGCAAGACAUGACGGUCGUAUGCGGUUCGCGCUACUGCUCGACGAGAAUGGCAUCCCCAUCCAUCUCGAGCCCGAGGACGAGGAGCUGGGCAACUUUGACUUUCUCGACUGGCAGCAGCCCGCAUGA
Messenger RNA from Moesziomyces aphidis, 2043 nucleotides. NCBI's taxonomy places the organism in Eukaryota, Fungi, Basidiomycota, Ustilaginomycetes, Ustilaginales, Ustilaginaceae. The record is from the annotation of a GenBank genome assembly.